CUUUUUUUUGCCAAUGUCCUUCUUUGGAGAACCCCAUGAUAUAUAAACUCCCUCUCCUCACCCCGCAGCCCAUUUCUCUCUCUCCCUCUCCCACUCCCUCUCCUUCUCUGUGUCCGUGGGUCCAUUCCUCUCCCUCUGUCUCUCUGGGUCCAGUGUGUGGGGGGACGUCAAGAUGAAGCUCCUGUUUGUGGCUGUCUUUGGCCUCUUUGUGCUGUCCUAUCUGGACCUGGCCGAGUCCUCGGCUUACGACAAGAUAGUGGCCCACAGCCGCAUCCGGGCCAAGAAGGAGGGCCCCAAUGUCUGCGCUCUCCAGCAAGUCAUGGGGACCAAGAAGAAGUACUUCAGCACUUGCCGUAAUUGGUACCAGGGGGCCAUCUGCGGAAAGAAAGCAACCGUACUCUAUGAGUGCUGCCCAGGUUACAUGAAGCUGGAAGGCAUCCGUGGAUGUCCUGCAGUGAUGCCAAUCGAUAACGUGUACGGCACUCUGGGUCUGAUCAAGGCCAUCACCACCCAGGACUACUCGGACCGCUCGGAGCUGAGGCCGGAGAUCGAGGGGAUAGGCUCCUACACAUUCUUCGCCCCUAGCAACGAGGCCUGGGACCUCCUGGAGCCGGAAAUCCGCAACUCGUUGGUGAGCAACGUGAACAUCGAGCUGUACAACGCCCUGCACUACCACAUGCUGAACAGGCGCAUGCUGACCAAGGACCUGAAGAACGGCAUGACCGUCACCUCCAUGUACAACGACCUCCCCCUGCAGAUCAACCACUACUCCAACGGGAUUGUCACCGUGAACUGCGCCAGAAUCAUCCACGCCAACCAGGUGGCCACUAAUGGAGUUGUGCACGUCAUUGACCGCGUUGUCACCGCCGUGGGACGCACAAUCCAGGAUGUCAUCGAGACAGAGGAUGACCUCAGCUCCCUGAUGACGACUGCCACUGCCUCUGGGCUCCUGGACAAGCUGGGCGAGCCUGGCACCUACACACUGUUCGCGCCCACAAACGAGGCCUUCGACAAGGUCAACAGCGAUGUGCUGGAGAGGAUCAUGGGAGACAAGAACGCCCUCCAAGCUCUGAUGAACUUCCACCUGCUGAACACGGUGCAGUGCUCGGAGGCCAUCAUGAGUGGCCAGUCCCUGGAGACGCUGGAGGGCAACAACCUCGAGAUCGGCUGCGACGGCGACAGUCUGACCGUCAACGGCGUCAAGAUGGUGCUGAAGAAGGACAUCGUCACCAGCAACGGAGUCGUCCACCUCAUCGACACGGUCCUCAUGCCAGACUCAGCCAAGCAGGUGACUGAGCUGGUGGGCAGCUCCCAGUCCACCUUUGGGGACAUGCUGUUUGAGCUGGGGCUGGCGUCCGCCAUGAGGCCUGAGGCUGAGUACACCCUGCUGGCCCCCACCAAUAAGGUCUUCACCGAGGAGGUGAUGAGGAUGGACCAGCGCAUGCUGAAGAUGAUCCUGGAGAACCACGUCCUGAAGGAGAAGAUCGUCCUCGGCCAGCUGUACAACGGCCAGCUCCUGGAGACCCUCUCUGGAAAGUUCCUUAGAGUGUUCAUCUACAGAACCGCGGUGUGCAUUGAGAACUCGUGCCUGGUGCGAGGCAGUAAGGAGGGCAGCAACGGAGCGCUUCACCUCAUGGUUGAGUUCCUGAAGCCUGCAGAGGCCUCCAUGUACAAGAUCCUCUACGACAACGGCAACUUCAGAAUAUUCCUGUCCCUGAUGGAGGCCGCUGGCCUGACUGACCUUCUGAAGCAGGAGGGAGACUUCACCCUGUUCGCUCCCAUGGACGAUGCCUUCGCCGGACUCGGCCAGCGCGACAUUGACAUGCUCAUGAGAGAUCAGAAUGCGCUGCGUGCCCUCCUCCUCUACCACUUCAGCGGUGGCGUCUUCAUCGCCGGAGGUCUGGAGACGGGAGUCACCAACCUCUUCAAGUCCCUGCAGGGCAGCAACCUCAAUGUCCGAGUGAUUAACAACAGCUUGCAGGUGAACACAGUCAAGGUGCCGGAGUCUGAUAUCAUGGCCACAAAUGGAGUUGUUCACUUUGUCAAGAGCCUCCUCUAUCCCAAAGGAGUGCCAGUUGGAAGCCAGGAGCUGUUAACACUGCUGAGGAGGAUCAUCAAGUACAUUGAGAUUCGGUAUGAUCCCGGAUUCAGAUACAAGGAGAUUCCACUGACAUUUAUGAGGAAGGUUAUCACUCGUGUGGUGGAGAGAGAGCCUGAGGUAACCAAGAUCACCAGGGUCAUCGAGGGCGCGCCCACCAUCACCAAGGUGACAAGGGUCAUUGAGGGUGAGCCCAGCUUCACUAAGGUGACCAGAGUGGUCGAAGGAGAGCCCACAUACACCAAGGUGACCAGGGUGGUCGAGGGGGACCCCAGGUACACAAAGGUCACGCGCGUCAUCGAAGGUGACCCAACCAUGACCAGGGUUGUUGUCUCAGGUUCUGAUGUAGAUGCAGGGGGCUAUGAAUUCUCUCGGAUCUCCAACGUUGAGAGCCACAGCCAUCUGACAGAUGUCGACUCUGCCAGACUCACAAAGAUGAUUGAAGAAGGAGGAUCAGUGAGACGUGGCCCUAUGAGAAGAGUCCAGAGUGGCCCUAGGAGAAGAACCAGGGAAGAUGAGCAGUAGACAUCUGCACCCGCAGAGGAGUCGCAAGCACAACCUGAUCAAUCAAAUCUUUGGAGAAAAGUAUUCAGACUUCAGUUAGCUGGAGGGAGGGCCUGCAUCCAAGCAGGCACAAAAAAGGGCUUGUAGAUCACUUGUUUAAAUGAACGUAAGAAAAAAGAAGUUAAGAAAUCUACUAAAUUGUGUUGCCACAAUGUAAUAGAAAUGCUCUAUGAUUGACAUUUUGGUUCAAAAGAGGACUGCCGUGAGGUCAUCCAAGUAGGUGUGUAAAUAUUUUCAAAGCGGUCCACUAUGGUCUUGCAAACAGGAACACGUGUGCUGUUCACCCAGUCAUGGAUUGGACUGAUGCUUACUGCCAAAUGACUAUAUGUAGUCUGUCUAGGAUAUACCUCUGCAUGGUUCCAUGGUGCUAUGUUUUUUUGGGGGGGAAAUGCUUUUAAUUAUUGGAAGAGGAGCGUUGUUUUUUUAAAUCCCAAAACUUUGCCAAUGUUGUCAUUUUAUCUCAUUCAUUUCAUUUUGCCACCAAUGGUUGGGCUAUGUUUUUUCCCUCUAAAUCUGCACCACAAAUGUCAGUGGAAAUGUUGAUAAACUUUUCAUCAUGUUGUUGAUGAUGAUAACUGUUCUUUCCUCUCUUUUUUCUUUUCUUUUCUUUUGUUUUUUUUUUUUUUUACAAAAUGUGCAUAGCCACACAGAGCAUAGUUUUUGUUUUCCAACAUCUGUCAGAUGUUUUCUACAAAACCGAGAAACCAAAAAGGUGCCCAAUAAAACAUUUUCUUGGAGAAGUCCUUUGCUUGAGCUUCAAUACCUGCU
Molecule: messenger RNA, 3430 nt
Organism: Engraulis encrasicolus (European anchovy)
Lineage: Eukaryota; Metazoa; Chordata; Actinopteri; Clupeiformes; Engraulidae
Gene: postnb
Product: periostin, osteoblast specific factor b
Exons: 22
Coding region: 173-2623 (816 amino acids)
Biological process (GO): extracellular matrix organization; cell adhesion
Cellular component (GO): extracellular matrix
Molecular function (GO): cell adhesion molecule binding
Source: RefSeq, a predicted model, not a curated record